AUGGAUCCCGUACGUAUUGUCGGCGCCGGCAUUGUCGGCUUGACCUUGGGUCAAGCCUUGAAACAGAAAAAUAUUCCCUUCGAAAUCUAUGAGCGCGACGAGAGCCCUGAUGUCCGCGGCCAGGGAUGGGCCAUCACUCUCCAUUGGGCUCUGGAAUAUAUGUGGCAGAUGCUUCCAGAAGAGACACUGGCGCGCAUACAGGCAGUACAAGUGGACCCCGAGGUUGCCCGUCACGACAAUGGCAAUUUUCUGUUCAUCAACUUGCAAACAGGAGAGCCCAAGUACAAAAUCCCCCCAAGUGUACGAUGGCGGGUGAACCGUGAAAAGAUGCGUCGCGCAUUGUUGCACGGGAUCGAAGAACAUGUUCACUGGGGCCGACAAGUAGUGGAUCUCGACAUUCCAGUCGCCUCAAAUCAAGUGGAAUUAAUUUUCGCAGACCGAAGUACGGUUAAGGGUCUAAUCGCCGUGGGUGUGGAGGGAAGCCGGUCCAUGGUGCGUCGGGUUCUGCGACCUGAUGCCUUCAACAACUCGCCCCUAGAGAUCAAAUUCACUGGCGUCGCAGUGGACCUCACAUCUGAGCAAAUUAAGCCAUUACGUGACAUGGACCCUCUCUUAUUUCAAGGCUGUCAUCCACCGACAGGGGCUUUCUUCUGGUUUUCGAUGCUGGAGACGCCACAGGUGAACGGGACAGCGGGGACGGACACCGAGCACUACCGCGCUCAGAUAUGCAUGUCUUGGCCGGUCAAAGGGCCAGAAGAUGAGGUCGCAGCGUCAAAUGAGGCUCGGCUGGCCAAUAUGAAGAGCCGAGCGCAAGGAUUUGUGGCAUUCCUUCAGGAGGCUGUCGAACGCAUCCCGGCUGGGACGCCUGUGACGGAGAUCAGGUUGGCAGAUUGGGAAUGCCUUCCAUGGAACAAUCAUGGAGGCCGGGUAACCCUAGCGGGGGAUGCUGCGCAUGCAAUGACAAUGUAUCGAGGAGAAGCCGCAAACCACGGCCUGCUCGACGCAUACUAUCUGGUCAACGCCAUCGAGGCCAUUUAUAAUGGAACGAAAACAGCGCCAGAGGCCAUUGGUGAAUUUGAAGAUGAGAUGAGAGCACGCACCAGCCGGGCUGUGCGAUUAAGUCGCCAAGCAUGUUAUGAUGCUCAUGAUUGGAACAGAUUAGAUGAAACGUCAGCUAUCCUGACCAAAAGAUCCAUUGUAGCCAAAUGA
Messenger RNA from Penicillium macrosclerotiorum, 1209 nucleotides. Its product is annotated as FAD-dependent oxidoreductase. The transcript is spliced from 2 exons. Lineage: Eukaryota; Fungi; Ascomycota; Eurotiomycetes; Eurotiales; Aspergillaceae. Bases 1 to 1209 code for a protein of 402 amino acids. The record is from RefSeq and is a predicted model, not a curated record. Gene Ontology annotation, molecular function: FAD binding.